AUGUCUCUAGAAUAAUUGUAAUGUAUAGAGGAUGAUAGAUAAUAUUAUCAAUCCAUAAGUAAAUCAACUUAACAGCAAUCUUGUGGAUCAAUAGCAACAUUAUAAUCAGAAUAGUCAAUUGAAUCAUUAGAAAAAAUGGUUUCAUAAGAGAUUGUUAAGGAUUCAAGUUUGAAGCUUGAAUUAGAUCAAUUUAUAGGUUUAUUAUAGAAGGUUAAACCUUCAAAUUUGAAAAAUGAAUUAUCAGUUGUAGUGAGUACGGAAUAGGAGGAAUAUUAUAGUUUUCAAUAAAAAUAGCCAAUGGAUAAAAAGGAAAUAAUGUUUGAAGGUUUUCAGAAAUGUUACAAUGAGGCAAUAAAAAUAAUUAGCAAUUUAAUUAGAGAUUAAAAAGAAUAAAACUAUAUUAUUUCUUAUUUGGAGAAAAUGCAAAUGAUUUAUGUAUACAUAAAAUUGCAAUAAUUAGAUUAUGCAUAUAUAGAGUUAUUAAGGUAUGGAGAAAUCCAUGAAUCUCUUAAAUAGUUUAAAGUAAACUCUAAUUGAUGCUGAUUAGGAAAUAACUUUAUUGCAUAAUUAAACAGCAGAGCAAUAAUAGAUUUUAUUGAAGAUGUAAUUAUAAUAAAAACAAAACAUGAGUGAACUUAAUUAAGAAAGAUUAAAUUCAUUAGAUUUAUAAUAAAAAAAUUAGCAAUUAAAACAUUUGAUUUUGGUAGCUAAUAAACAAUUUGAAUCAUUAUAAGAAAAGUUAUUGUAGACAGAAUAAGAAUUAAAUGAAAUAGUUUCGACUUAGAGUUAGUAGAUUAAAUAAUUAGUUUAAACAAAUAAGAAUUUAAGAGAAGCAAUAGUAUUUAAUGAAAGGAGAGAAGAGAUUCCUCAGAAAAUGAGUUCUACUCCAUUGAAUUCAUAAAGGAAUACAAUCAAUAGUAAUUAAGAGAAUCAGUAUAAUCAAUUGAAUAAUUAAUUGACAAUCAAUUCAUAAAGAUAUAAUAAUUAAGAUAAAAGUAUCUCUAAUACAUCUCCAUAAUAAUCUUAGAGAUGUACAUCAAAUAAAAGAGAAUGGAAUAAAUGCACAAAGAUAUUUAAAUGA
Molecule: messenger RNA, 1081 nt
Organism: Paramecium sonneborni
Lineage: Eukaryota; Ciliophora; Oligohymenophorea; Peniculida; Parameciidae
Source: the annotation of a GenBank genome assembly